Funneliformis caledonium is the source of this 474-nucleotide messenger RNA. The record is from the annotation of a GenBank genome assembly. Lineage: Eukaryota; Fungi; Glomeromycota; Glomeromycetes; Glomerales; Glomeraceae.
AUGGAACUUUGGCUACUUAUAGUAGGAACAGAUUACCUUAUAUCUAAUAUCAGACGUAUCAAAAAUAAAAAUGGUAAAAUUUCAGAAGGAAGCAUUCAUAAAGGACAUGGUUAUGCAGUAACAAAGAUUAGUAAAAAUAAUAAUUAUAGAUCUGUUAAUAUUCACAGACUAGUUGCAGAAGUAUUUAUUCCUAACCCAGAAAAUAAACCUUUUGUUAACCAUAUUAAUGGUAGAGUUCAAUUAUUAAAUAGGAUGAUUACACAAGGCUCAUUAAGUGAAAGGUAUUUUCAAGUUGGCAUAGGGCAUCUAAAGUAUCAGGUUCAUCAUUUAGUAGCAUUAGCUUUUUACCUAAAAGAACAAGGAAAAGAUUAUGUAAAUCAUAUUGACAGGAAUCCUACUAAUAAUAAAGUUUCAAAUCUUAAAUGGUGUACACAAAAAGAAAAUAUGCAACACGCAAUAUCUCAUAAAUUAUGA